AUGAACGAAGACCCCAAGAAGCACGACUUCGACCAGCGCCACGAUGGACCUUUCGAAGCUGCACAGGCAGAUCCCGAAAAGCCGGGGCGGCCGUCACUACAGACAUCACUACUUCCCGCGCCCCAGCGACAUGUGUCCGAACCGCUGCAAGAUACAGGGACGACAAGUCCCAGCUCCGCUCCGGACGGAAUACCCGGCAAGACGCGGAAGAGCGUACAAUUGCCCCGAAAGAGCGAGCAAUUGGUGAGGAAGAGCGAGCAGUUGGUGAGGAAGAGCGAGGACCCGGGUCGGCCUCCAAGAACGAGCACAGCCAUGUCAAGAUCGGGGAGACCCAGCAGGGAUUUCGACAUACGACGGGAUGGACCAUAUGGACGGCCUUCGCUCAAUAUGCAGCGACGAAGAUCGUCUGGUACGGGAAUGUCAACGGCAGAGCCGGCUGAGGCACGAGAUGGAAGAGAGGGCAGCAUUGCGCCGGAUCCUGCGAUGCUGGAAGCAAUGCCGACCAGCGCGGAAGAGCAGGCUGCGUAUGAGCCGGAGCCACCGCCAUUGAACUACAACCUGUGGGAGAGGAAAUGGUUCAUCGUCCUCUUCUGGAGCAUGAUUAUCAUCGAUGUUGUCGGACAACCCAUCGCUCUCUACUUCGGUCUAUGGUACGGCCUCACUCGCAAGCAAUUGUCCGCCAACGCCGUGUUUUCGAUCGUCACUGCUGCCAUAGGGGGUGUCAGUAUCUUCGAGUACGUCCUGCGCUUCUGGAGACUCUUCAAGAAGGGCAGCACAUGUCGAGUGAUUGGAGCUAGGAGGAUGUACCUGGACUGGUUCCACUGGAACUUCAGCCUUGGCUGGGCGAUCAUCAUGAUCGAGUUGAUAGUGUACGUCGACCCCACCAGCGAUGGUCAUGAUGGGUUUACGUUACUGACAAGAUGACAGAGGAACGAUCCCCGAAAACCCGCCGAUCCGCCUCCUCUCCAUGCCUCUGGCAUCCAUGCUGUAUGCCUUUGGCACUGAGCUCCUCAUCGUCGACACGCUUCGCUAUUUCCAGAUCCCCUCACCAUGCCGCAUGUCGUCGAUCCCCAAAGGCGCCCAACUCCGGCCAGCAAUCUACACGGUGAUCGAAGACGUCAUCGCCGUCGACGGCAGCGGCGGAACGGCGUAUCGCGAAGCGCUCAACAAGCGCUACGAAUCGUCGCACAUGUUCCGGGCGAUGCUGCGCCGUCUCGGCAUCUUCUGGUCAUUUGGAGCGGAAGGAAUGGCGGUGGUGACGACGAUCCUCGUCUUCACCAUCACCGGGGAGGCGGCGUACGUGGUGGGGUGGAGCGCGCCGUUUGCGUGGGCGGGCAUCUGGACGCUGCUGACGAUAUGGUAUGUGAAGGGACAGCUGAAGCAGGAGAAGAAGGCGUGGGCGGAGGAGAUUGCGGAGAAGCAGGGCGCCAUUGCUAUGAUGUCGAGGGAAGGAAACAGCUUGAGGGAUGCGAACAGUUCACGGGAGUUGAAUAGUAUGGAGUAG
Messenger RNA from Lecanosticta acicola, 1504 nucleotides. The record is from the annotation of a GenBank genome assembly. Lineage: Eukaryota; Fungi; Ascomycota; Dothideomycetes; Mycosphaerellales; Mycosphaerellaceae.